AUGGGAACCUCACCGAACGCAACCACCCAAUGCACUUCAGAACAAUUCGUCGAAAGCUGCGGCGCAAUUGUCUUCGACCUCACCAACCUCUCAAAGAAAACCGUCUGCCUCAUCCACUACCGGGCAAAGAACGAAUGGAUGAUCGCAAAAGGCCGCCGCAACUGCGGAGAGUCACGUCAUGAAGCCGCCCUGCGCGAAGCAAGAGAAGAAACAGGGUACAAAGCUCAUCUGCACCCCGUCACGAUGAAUACACGUGCCCCUCCCGUUGAUGAACAGGGCCACAUGCCCGACACGCCUCGCUCGUACGCUGAUCUGACGGAGCCGUUUAUGGUUAUUAUGCGGCAGCUGGGCAGGGAGAAGGGGAAUGAUGUGAAGAUUAUCUGGUGGUAUAUUGCUGCAUUGGACGAGGGGGUUGUUGUUGGGUCUGAGGAGGGGGAGGAGGAGUUUACGCCCACGUUCUUUCCGUUGGAGGAAGCGGUGCAGAAAUUGAGCUUUCAGAAUGACCGGAAUGUGCUUGAGAAGGCUAUUUCAUUGGUGGCUUAG
Penicillium verrucosum is the source of this 543-nucleotide messenger RNA. Its product is annotated as putative NUDIX domain. The record is from RefSeq and is a predicted model, not a curated record. NCBI's taxonomy places the organism in Eukaryota, Fungi, Ascomycota, Eurotiomycetes, Eurotiales, Aspergillaceae. Gene Ontology annotation, molecular function: bis(5'-nucleosyl)-tetraphosphatase (asymmetrical) activity. The transcript has a single exon. Gene Ontology annotation, biological process: AMP biosynthetic process; ATP biosynthetic process. The coding region runs from base 1 to 543 and encodes 180 amino acids.